Messenger RNA from Lasiodiplodia theobromae, 1479 nucleotides. RefSeq names its product Kinesin light chain. NCBI's taxonomy places the organism in Eukaryota, Fungi, Ascomycota, Dothideomycetes, Botryosphaeriales, Botryosphaeriaceae. Gene Ontology annotation, molecular function: catalytic activity. The record is from RefSeq and is a predicted model, not a curated record. Bases 1 to 1479 code for a protein of 492 amino acids. Gene Ontology annotation, biological process: nucleoside metabolic process. The transcript has 4 exons.
AUGAACAACUAUCAGUAUGGCUCAAUCAACGGCCAUAACAUCGUUAUCGCCUGCAUGCCUCCAGGCAUGCCCGGAAACGUCUCAGCCACACAUCUUGCCACACAUUUGAGGCGGAAUUUCCCCAACGUGAAGACGCAUCUUUUUGUUGGCGUUGGAGGGGGCAUUCCGAGUCUGUAUUCGGAAGGAUCUCCUCGGGCGACUGAAAAAGAUGUGUUUCUCGGUGAUGUCGUUGUUGGAUGUCCAGAAAAUCCCGAGAUCCCAGCCGUCAUAACCCACGAUCUGCGUACAACUCAGACCCCUGAUAGAGGAAUCGUGGCUAAGUUGGGGACGGUGCUGAGAAACUACGAACAGGGAAAUACUCGUUUUGAUGAGCACCUUCGGCGACUCGAUCGCCUGACCGGAUUUGGCCACCCUGGCCGUAGGAAUGAUCUGCUGUACGAGUCAGACUUCGGCUGCAGUAGCUCGGAAGAUUACACAAACGCACACUCCCUAUGCGACUGCGACAACGGGCGCCUGGAAAAGCGGGCGCAACGAAAGGCUCCCGGAACAAGCUUCAGUUUCCACCUGGGUACCAUCCUGUCCGCCAACAGGUUCGUAUCCAAUGCCAAAGAGCGCGAUGAGAAGCGAAAACAAUACCCAACUGCGCUUUGCUUCGAGAUGGAGGCUGCAGGUGUGAGCGACACCCAUGCAUUGGUUAUCCGUGGUAUCUCCGACUAUGCCGAUUCGCAUUCAAACAGGAGAUGGCAGAAGUAUGCUGCAGGCGCUGCUGCUGCAUUUGCUAGGGAGCUAAUCGUCACGAUGGCUGAGAUGGAGUUGCCUGACGAGUCGCGCAUUGACGCCACAAACGAAAAAUCCCGCUGCUUUACGUUCAACAGCAUCAGCAUGAACAACAAUUACUUCCUUAACAAGAGCAACAAGGACCUGUGGGAACAGAUGACGGUGGGGGGGCUGUCCAUAUAUGAGAUCAUAUAUCUCGAAUGUGUAGAUGAAAGUCGUACAGUGACAAAGGAGAAGCUGCAACAGCGGUUUCCAAACUACCUGCAAGAAUGUGUUUCCACCACCUGGGACAUGAUCUCAAGAGGGCAAGAGCGCUUGUACAAAGGAAUGACUCUUGCAGUCAUAUAUAUUAACGAAGAGGAAGGGAAGAAGCGUCGGUACAUUCUUAGACGGUUCGGCGUCUGGGCCAACUGCAACUGCGGUGACUCGUUCUGCCCAUGUCUCUGGAACUUUGCCAACAACACCGGACUUUGCCGAAAUCCGGUCGACACUUGCGCAGUAUAUCAGUUCGUUCAGACUAUGGCUCCGCAAUCGGAGGACGGUAAAAUGGAGAUCUCGACAAGUUACGAACUGGACAAAUUUUUGGCACUCCGGCGUAUGUGGGAAAGUACAGAGGGUGAUCCUACAGGUGAGGAAACGACAUCCGUUGAAAUCUUCAAGGAGAGCGCAUCCACGCAUCCGCCACCGCCAUACCGCUAUUGA